AUUUUCGUUUCCUAAUUUUUCAUAUGGAUACCAAACGGCCGUAAGUCGUCGCCUCUUUUUAUACCCGAGGGAAAACCCUUGCCUCGUUUGUCAGUGGAAGUGUCUCCUCUUCUCUGGAACCUUGGCUCAGCUGAGACGCAGAUCCGUACAGCUAACCGGCGCCGGCGAUGCAGAAUAUCUUCCUCCGCUGAUCGCCAAGAAGAUCUGAUCCUUCCACAAGCCCUAACUUCUUCGAUCUCCCGGAACCAUGGGAGACUACAACGAUGCCUUCAUGCGCAACAACCCCAACAACGCCGCCGUGCAGGCGCGCACCAAAGCCCAGAACCGCGCAAAUGUUCUUCAACUCAAACUCAUUGGGCAGAGUCAUCCCACCGGUCUAACCUCCAAUCUCUUGAAGCUUUUUGAACCUCGUCCUCCAUUGGAAUAUAAACCACCUCCAGAGAAAAGGAAAUGCCCGCCAUAUACAGGGAUGGCACAAUUUGCGAGCAAUUUCGCUGAACCAGGAGAUCCUGAAUAUGCUCCUCCUGUGCAAGAAGCUGAAACUCCUUCACAAAGACGAGCUAGAAUCCACAAGUUACGACUGGAGAAAGGUGCUGCAAAGGCUGCUGAGGAGCUUCAGAAAUAUGAUCCCAAUAACGAUCCAAAUAUUUCAGGAGAUCCAUAUAAGACAUUGUUUGUUGCUAGACUGAAUUAUGAGACAACUGAGAACAGAAUCAAAAGGGAGUUUGAGGCAUAUGGGCCAAUCAAGCGGGUUCGAUUAAUUACUGAUCAGGAGACGAACAAACCUAAAGGCUAUGCUUUCAUAGAGUAUAUGCAUACUCGGGAUAUGAAAGCUGCAUAUAAACAAGCAGAUGGGAGGAAGGUGGAUGGCAGAAGGGUGCUUGUUGAUGUUGAACGUGGUAGGACCGUUCCAAAUUGGCGACCUCGUAGACUGGGUGGUGGACUUGGAACUACCAGGGUUGGGGGUGAAGAUGUAAACCAGAGGUAUUCUGGGAGGGAACAACAACAGUCAGGACCACCACGGUCUGAGGAGCCAAGGAUAAGGGAAGAACGACAUGGAGACCGUGAUAGGGAAAAAUCCCGAGAAAGGGGGAGAGAUAGAGAAAGGGAAAAAUCUCGUGAGCGCUCCCAUGACAGACCAAGGGACCGUGAUUAUAGAGAGGAUAGGCACCACAGAGACCGUGACAAGAAUAGAGACAGAGACAGAGACAGAGGUCGAGAUCGUGACCGGGCACGUGAUCGAGGUCGGGAUCGGGGUCGUGAUUAUGAGCGUGACCGAGAGAGAGACCGGGGUCGGGAUCGGGAUCGUGAUCGUGACCGCGAUCGUGAACGUCCUCGUGAGAGGGAGAGGGAGAAGGAUAGGGAUAGGGAUAGGGACUAUGAAGUUGGAGAAGUUGACCAUGACCGUGGGCGCUCCCGUGAGAGAGAUUCUGACUACGACCGUGUGGAGUCAAAACAUGAUCGAGACCGGCAUGGUGAUAAGGAGCGGGAGUAUGAGCAUGGUGAGGCAGAGGAUGAUCCAGCUUGGUAUGAGCAUGGGCAUCAGCGGCAAGAUCCUGAACAUGAUCAUGAGCACUAUGAGCACCGUGUAGGUCGGGGACAGUAUGAUCAUCUGGAUGCCCAGGCUAAUCAUGACCGUUACGAUGAUUUUCCCGAUCGUGGUAAUGAUCGAUAUGAUCAGAUGGAGGACGACAAUUACCAAUAUGAUCAUGGAGCAUCUGAGCAACAUGAAAGGGGGAAAACCCGAGACAUGGAGCGUGAAUACCAGCGUUCAGAAAGGUCCCUUUCUCACUGAGUAUGAUCACUAAGAAUGCAAGUUCAUGGUAAUGUGUGCUUGCUGCUGUUCUGUCAAGAUCAUUUAGGUCUGGAAAGUUUUAUUUUGGUUCUUUUUCACAUGAAAACUGAAAACUUGCUGCAUUUCUCUGCCCAGGUGAGCUUUUCAUUUUACAUGAUGGAAUGCAGGGUUGUGAUUUGGUCAAGCUCCGGGAGCUGUUUGCAGCUAUUGCAUUUCAUUUUUGCUUUUGGUUUUUAUUAAAACCUAUAUUGUGUUUAAGAACUGUGUUGUGCUUUUCACCAAUUAAGGAUGCCUGUGUGUGAGAAUGUUGUACCUUUUCUAGUAUCCUGAAUGAACCUUGGUGCUAAUUUUGCUGAA
This is a messenger RNA of Malania oleifera, 2152 nucleotides long. RefSeq names its product U1 small nuclear ribonucleoprotein 70 kDa. The transcript has 10 exons. Bases 248 to 1795 code for a protein of 515 amino acids. Gene Ontology annotation, molecular function: U1 snRNA binding; mRNA binding. NCBI's taxonomy places the organism in Eukaryota, Viridiplantae, Streptophyta, Magnoliopsida, Santalales, Ximeniaceae. Gene Ontology annotation, cellular component: U1 snRNP; precatalytic spliceosome; U2-type prespliceosome. Gene Ontology annotation, biological process: mRNA splicing, via spliceosome. The record is from RefSeq and is a predicted model, not a curated record.